AUGAACAUAACACCAGAACAACUUGAACAAAUUAUAUCUAAUUUAUUGGUACCAAACACCGAAAUUAUUAGUCAAGCUACACAAACUAUUGUACAAUUAUUAAAACAUCCAGAAAUUAUUAUGCCAAUGAUGAAUAUAUUAGUAAAUCAUCCAAGACCAGAAUUAAGACAAAUCACAGGGGUUUUAUUAAGAAAGAAAAUAUCAGUUGUAUGGGCAAAACUAACACCAGAAAUUCAAGAACAAAUAGAAAAUGCAUUAAUUCAAAUCAUAAAUACAGACACUGUUAAAAUUAUUUCUAUUACAGUAGCACAAAUUAUUAUUGUUAUUGGUAAAUUAACAAUUCCAAUUGGAAAAUGGCCAGCACUGUUGAACCAAGUAUUACAAUGGACACAAAGUCAAAACGAAAUUCAAAAAGAAGUUGGCUUUGGAUUAAUUAUUGAAUUAGCACAAUACUAUUUAAGAUUAGGAACACCACAAUUAAUGAAUGGAUUGUUCCAAUUAGUUGGUAAUACUCUUACAACAUGUUCAUCAUUUAAAAUUAGAGUUCUUGCAAUAAGAAUUUUAGGAAGUUUAUAUGAUUUUGUAGAUAAUCCAAAAGACCUUGCACCAUAUGAACAAGUUAUUCCAUUAGUUGUAAAUUUAUUAAAAGAAUGUCAUCAAAAAGAAUGUGAUGAAGAGUUUUCAGAAAUCAUUGAUGUUAUGUCUGACAUUGUUGAAGGUUUUUGUAAUAUUCCAGAAUUUGAUGUAAUUACUCAAAGAAUUACAUCUCCAAUUGCCGCUCUUUGUAUUGAAGCAGCAAAAUCAAAGGAAGUAUCACCAAUAAUUAGACAAGCAUCUUUAUUAUUUUUAAAUACUUUUGUUUGUGAUGAAUUAGACUAUUGUGUUAAAAAUGGUAUUAUUCCACCUAUGACAGAAUUAUUAUUGUCUAUUCUUUCUGAAUAUAAUCCCUUAGACCCUACUGAUGAAGAAUCUCCACAUAGAAUUUAUGCUGGACAAGUUCUUUCUAAUAUGGCUGAAAUUAUUCCUUCUUCUGAUUUCUUCCCUUUGUUUUGGCAAAUUGCUUCACAAUUUAUUAAUAAUCCACUUCCUGGUGUUAGUUGUGCAUUAUUAAUGGCAAUUAGUUCAAUGACUUAUACUUGUCCAAUUUCUAUUGAUGAAGUUGGUGAUGUUUUAUCUCCAUUUAUUCUUCAAGCCCUUCAAAAUCAAGACGUGACUGUAAGAGGUGCUGCAUUAAAAUGUAUUGGUGAUUUAGGAGAGUCAGGAGUAACUUUUGUUUUUAUAAAUUGUGUUCAAUACCUUAAGGCAUUGGUGUUUAUGACUAAAGACCCUGUUUCUUCAAUUCAAUCUGCUGCAUAUUUUGAUAUUCAUUUAAUGAUAGAAAAAUUAUCAUUGAAAGAAAUAGAACCAGUAGUUGGUGAUAUCUUAUCUACAUGCUUGAAUUGCAUUACAACAACAUCUGAUUUUGAUACAAGAGAUGCAGCCUUAUCUGCAUUGUCAGCAACAGUAUUCAUUGUUGGAAAUAAAAUAUUACCAUUUGCUCAAACACUUCUUCAAAUAUCUCAUAAAAUGAUUACUGCAGAAGUACAUGAAGACAUUGAUAUUCUACAAAGAGGAAGAGGAUUGGAGUUGCUUGCUUGUGUUGCUAAAGCUAUUGGAAAAGAACAAUUUAGACCAUAUUUAAAUGAUUGUAUUGAAAUUGUUAAAGCUCUUAUAAGUAUUCAACACUCGUUUGAAUAUGAGUUAAGACAAUUUGCAUAUAUGGCACUUGUUGACUUGUUUUCUGUUUAUGGAAGCGAACUAGCACCAUUAAUUCCUGGUAUUAUAGAAAAAGUUGUUCAUUCAUUCCAAUGUGAAGAUGAUUAUGUAGAUAAAAAAGAUAAUGAAUUAGAAAUUUCAUCAGAAGAAGAAGACGAUGAAGAAGAAGAACGUCUUUCAUUUUAUAGUGGACUCCUUCUUGAAAAAUCAUCAGCCGUUACGUUAAUUUCAAAAAUGUUUGAAACAGUUCCAUUAGAAAUGGAACAAUACGUUCCAUCUCUUUUAACAUUUAUUAAUCAAAUGUGUGUUGAUGAAAGAACAGAAGUAGCUGAAUCAGCGUGUGAGGCUUUAUGGACAGUUUUAUAUGUUCCACUUGCAAAAGAAAAGUUAUAUAUUCCAUUUGGACAAAAUCCAUAUGGAAGUAAUUUUGUAAAGAAUAUUAAUGAAGAUAGUAUUGCCAAAGUUCAUUUAAAUAUUGGUAAUAUGUCAGAACCUCUUUCUAAAAUAUAUAACGAAGUUAUUAAUACAUACUUACUUGUAUGUGAUCAAGCAGUAGAUAGAGAUGUUGUUAUUAUGUGUUUAAAUAAAUUAAUUGAUAUAUUUACCUUAUUAGGUAGAGUUGGAGCAGCAGCAUGUUCUCAACAACUUUCACAAUUACUUAUUAAAAUCUUAACACAACAAACUCAAUCUCAAAUCAUCAACGCUGGUCAAGAUGCUCAAGAAAUUCAUGAAGCUGAAAGUGAUUUAUUAGCUACUGCCAGUGAUGUUAUUAUGAUAAUGUUUAAAUUAUUUGGUCAAUCAAUGAGUGAUUACUUUGUUCAAAUAUUCCAAAUCCUUAGUAGUAUUGUUCAAAAAAGAAAUAACUCUAUUACUAAAGCAACUUCAGUUGGUAUUAUUGCUGAAUUCUUUAAUUUUACUCAUACCUGUCCUGAAUGUAUUUCUGAACAAGCAUUAACAUUAUUCUUGAAUUGCAUUUCAAACAAAAAUGAAGACGUAAGUAGAAAUGCUGUUUAUGGAUUAGGUAUACUUGUUACUAUCCUUGCUUCUACUCCAAAAAGACAAAUAGCUAUCAAUGCUUCUCAACAGGCUCUUCAACUUAUUGCUCAAUUAUUGCCAACAAUUAAACGACGUGGAUUAAUUGAUAAUUUUAUUUCAUGCGUUUGCCGUAUAUUAAUGAUUGAAGGUAUUCCAUUCCAACCACAAGCUAUCCUUCCUCAAUUAUUAAAUUUCCUUCCAAUCAUCUCUGAUCAUGAAGAAGAACAAAUAGUUUAUUCUACUUUCGCUCAUUUCUACUCUACUAUUCCUGAACUUCAACAACAAAAACCUGCUUUGGUUGAAAUGUUUAAGAAAGCUUUAAAUGUUGAGGGAGUUUAUGACACUACAAAACAACUUCUUCAUCAAUAUCUUAUGUAA
Entamoeba dispar SAW760 is the source of this 3168-nucleotide messenger RNA. RefSeq names its product importin beta-4, putative. Bases 1 to 3168 code for a protein of 1055 amino acids. Gene Ontology annotation, molecular function: nuclear import signal receptor activity; small GTPase binding. Gene Ontology annotation, cellular component: nucleus; cytoplasm. Gene Ontology annotation, biological process: protein import into nucleus. The transcript has a single exon. The record is from RefSeq and is a predicted model, not a curated record. Lineage: Eukaryota; Evosea; Mastigamoebida; Endamoebidae.